This is a messenger RNA of Falco peregrinus (peregrine falcon), 939 nucleotides long. Its product is annotated as histone H5. Gene Ontology annotation, biological process: negative regulation of DNA recombination; nucleosome assembly; chromosome condensation. The record is from RefSeq and is a predicted model, not a curated record. Lineage: Eukaryota; Metazoa; Chordata; Aves; Falconiformes; Falconidae. Gene Ontology annotation, cellular component: nucleus; nucleosome. Bases 182 to 754 code for a protein of 190 amino acids. Gene Ontology annotation, molecular function: structural constituent of chromatin; double-stranded DNA binding; nucleosomal DNA binding. The transcript has a single exon.
GCGACCGCGGCCGCAGAAGCCACGGCGGGAGCGGCACCGGCACCGGCUCCGGCACCGCUGCGGCUGUCACCCACCGCUCCUUCCCAGCCUCUCCCCGCCCAGGGGCGGGGGUCCCGAGCCGGGCGGGCCAGGCUCCCCGCCGUGAGGGAACAGCAGGGCGUCGCGGGGCGAAGCGCUGACCAUGACCGACAGCCCAGCCCCGGCCCCGGCCGCCAAGCCCAAGCGGGCCAGGGCAGCGCGGCGGCCGGCAGCCCACCCCACCUACUCGGACAUGAUCGCGGCCGCCAUCCGGGCCGAAAAGAGCCGCGGCGGCUCCUCCCGCCAGUCCAUCCAGAAGUACGUGAAGAGCCACUACAAGGUGGGCCAGCAUGCCGACGCCCAGAUCAAGCUCUCCAUUCGGCGCCUGCUCGCAGCUGGUGUCCUCAAGCAGACCAAAGGGAUCGGUGCCUCAGGCUCCUUCCGCCUGGCCAAGGCCGAAAAGGCGAAGAAGUCUCCGGCCAGGAAGAGGAAGAAGGCGGCCAGGAAAUCCACCUCGCCCCGGAAAGCAGCUAGGCCCAAGAAAGCCAAGUCGUCGGCAAAGAAGCCCAAAUCUCCUGCCAGGAAAGCCAGGAAGAAGUCAAGGGCUAGCCCGAAGAAAGCCAAGACAACAAAGACUUUUAAGGUCAAGUCGCUGAAGGCAUCCAAACCCAAGAAGGCAAAGCGGUCGAAACCCAAAGCCAAGUCCAGCAUCCGGAAAUCGCCCAAGAAGAAGUGAGAAGUCUAGAAGUGUUUUGGUACUCUCCCGUUGGUUUCUGUAAAUAGCUUUUGCCUUUAUCUUUACCCCUUUCUAUUGCAUUUUAUAAAGAAUUGAUCUAUUCCUAUCUAGAAAUGGCUAAAACCAAAGCAGUUAAUGAAAGAAAGAAGGAACAUCUUUGGUAUGGAGAGUUCCCAUUUUAAAGA